Messenger RNA from Leishmania braziliensis MHOM/BR/75/M2904, 1827 nucleotides. RefSeq lists its product as hypothetical. NCBI's taxonomy places the organism in Eukaryota, Euglenozoa, Kinetoplastea, Trypanosomatida, Trypanosomatidae. The record is from RefSeq and is a predicted model, not a curated record. The transcript has a single exon. Bases 1 to 1827 code for a protein of 608 amino acids.
AUGUCGCACUCUAUUCAAAUGCCUUGCCAAAACUCAGACGUGGCCGCGGCCACUUCGGCGGUGGAGACGAACUCUUCGCUGAGUAUUGCUAAUAACGUAGCCGUCGACGGCCCCAGAGCCGCUGCCGCAUCGCUCAGCACUUCGUCAGCGUUUUCUGCGAUGCGCAGUGUUGCCUCAUGUGAUGUGGUGCGCGUCUGUGUGGAUGCUGCUGGCGACGCCGCCCCCUCAGAUGACGCCUCACCCUUCACUAACGCUCUCCUGUUGUCGGGCGACUCAACCCCGUGCGCAGGUUCAUCGAUGACGAAGACGGUGGCCAGUUUGCCGAACGUGGCGAGCCUUAACAGCAGCAGCGUCAUCGGUCCUGGUGAGAUGCUGAACCUGCACGCCGAGCACGCCAACAUGGCGACGACGACCUUCUUUUCCCCCAAGAGGAAGGGCACAGAGAGAAUAAUGACACCAGCAGACAAAGAGACCCAUCCACUAUCACUUUUGGAACCGCUGCGAGUUACUCAGAUUGACGGCAGUGGCAAUCAGGUGCAACAUGCUGGCGGGGCGGACGUUCUUGCGCAGGAUCAACCCGAUGCGCCUCCCUCUUCUCCCUUGCUGGAAAAGGGAGGCUUCCGCACGUCUUCCGGCAGAAACAGCGGCGACCGGCAGUCUCAUCAUCUUCAGAGCGACACGCCAGGUCAUAUGCAGCUCACACAGAUGACGUGCUACCAGUCCCCAUUUGGCUCUGCGGUAAGCCUCGGGGAGCAGCAGAGUGGCAAUGGCGUCGGUGCUCAGUGGACUGUUGCGCUGGAGAGUAGGCCGGCAGCUGGGUCUGCACAACCAACUGUGGCCAAUCGUAAUCUUGCUGCUGAGGUCAGUGCAGGCAGGAUGGUCACUGCGACGCAGUCUCCACCAGCGGAUGCGCGUGCUGUUGCGUCUAUAGCGUCAGCCAGCGACAGCAGUGGCAUUGUCGCGGCAGCUGCGACCGACGUUGCCGCCUCUACCAGUCAUGAAUUUCAAGUCCUGGCGACGGUCCCAGCGCUGCUAGUCGGACAAGUGCCGGUGCGCAUUCACUGGUGCUGCGCGGCUCACUGGCGUGCAGUGCAGCGCACCGAACGGGGGGCUCAGUGGCCCGUCGAUGGCGCCCACGCGGAUGUGUAUUGCGUGCCAGCCCACCUGCACGCGAAGCAGGAGCGGCGGAGCUUGUCAGCCUCUUGCGCGGAGACUACGUCUGAGGUGGGGAGGCGCGGCGGGGUUGUUUUACGUGCAGGCGAGGGCACCCGGUGGCUCAGUGAAUCGGAGGGUGCGGUGGCAUCAAAACACUUGGAGGUGCAGACCUUUCCGCCAUCUAUUUCUCUGCCCACCUCUGCGUUGUGUGUCACCAGUCACGAUUCCACCGAGCGCGAGAAACAAGGCUCGCUUCAGACCCGCUCGAGCUUGCCGCACGUGCACAGCCAAAACUGCGCUGAUAUGCCUACGUGCGAGUUCUGCGGCCGAGUAGUCGACACGUACGACUGUGAGGGCGAUGACAGUGAGGCAGCGGAGAUGCGCAUGUCGACGGUUGGUAUGGGGCGGUUGUGCUGCACCCCGUCUCACUCGUUGCAAGACUGUCGUAGCUCUGCUUCGGCAAGAGCGCUGGCGCAAUCCUCUUUCAGAUCUGUGGGGUGCAGGCCAGACCAACCGAGCAUAUAUUCGCCGCGAAUGCUGUCGUCCUCUGAGUCGGCAGCGACGUCAGUGGACUCGGAGAUGAGCGGCGCCAUCUCACCCUUCGAUGUGCAGCUGUUGUCUGACAACGCGCGUGAUGAGGCGCUGAUGGCAGCGGUCGCACUACUCCAGUAA